This is a messenger RNA of Humulus lupulus (European hop), 795 nucleotides long. RefSeq lists its product as uncharacterized. The coding region runs from base 1 to 795 and encodes 264 amino acids. NCBI's taxonomy places the organism in Eukaryota, Viridiplantae, Streptophyta, Magnoliopsida, Rosales, Cannabaceae. The record is from RefSeq and is a predicted model, not a curated record. The transcript has a single exon.
AUGGCUGCAAAUGAUCCCAAUAUUCAUGCAGAGGAAAUUUUAGAUGAAGAUGAGUACCCCUGGCGCCAUGGAAAGCAGCCUAUGGUGAGUCCUGAUCCCGAUGAAAGAAGUGCUUCAUCCGACUCUCGGGGACCACUUGUUCCUAGGGCCAACGAGGAAAUGUACUACAAUCCCGAGAGAUAUGUCCCGAUCAUGGAACUCAAAAAUCUCCAACUGCAUAAGCAGUUAGCAGAAGCUAAAAAAUGCAACGAAGAGCAAGCUAGACUAGCUGCUGAAGCGCAGGUAGCUCAGGCCCCACCUCCGCAAGAUGCUCAGGCUCCGCCUCCGCAGGGCAUUCACGUCCCACCGCAUAGGCCUCGGGGACGGCCGUGCAAAAACGCAGCCACCCGAAGAGCGAAGCAACCUCCGCCGACAGCAGAGCAGCCUGUACAACCAAGACCCCGGAGAGGUAACCGAGCCAAAGGUGCUGCCAACCCAAUUGCAGAAGCACCAGUAGGAGUAGAGAAUAACCAAGCCCCCUCAAAGGCUCAGACCCGAAAUCCUGGUGCUACGCCGAAUGUGCCAAAGCCUGAUUUUGCAAAUUCAGGGCCUUCUUGGCCCCGUAAUGGACGACAACCACCUUCUCCAAUAAGGCAUCCACCAUCGCCAAUACGGCAUCCCUCACCAAUUCGGAGAGAUACGCAACCGGCCCAUCGCGACAGGGAAAGGCAAGCUGGGCGAAGACAUGGGAAUGAUGGAACUACUAGGGAGCGUAGGGGUCCCCAUCCCACAAGGAGCCAAUUGUCUCGGUCUUAA